Periconia digitata is the source of this 2000-nucleotide messenger RNA. The record is from the annotation of a GenBank genome assembly. NCBI's taxonomy places the organism in Eukaryota, Fungi, Ascomycota, Dothideomycetes, Pleosporales, Periconiaceae.
AUGGCUCAACUCAUAGAGACAGUGGCUCUCUUUGUGUUGCUUCUGGCUUCAGCCGGUCUCACUUUGGCUUUUACUCGAUUUCCCUGUUACACCACCAUCUGCUCUGAAGACUACUUCCUCUACGAAGUAACCAUCCACCUUAUCGUCUACUAUGUAAUGCUCACGGUCCUAAGCUUGAUAUUGUUUCUCCGAACUCGCGUUACAGCGAUCCAGUCCCUGAUGGGAGCCCAUAUUCCAGGAAUGCUGUCGGUCGUGGGAAGGACGGUGACUCUUGGGAAUAUUCUCACUUUGACCUGGAUCGUGGGCAUUACAGCUACCAUGACUGCAUUGUGGCUGCCCAAACAACUGAAAUAUUGGGGAGCACGCACUGAUCCCUUCGGCUGGGCUUCCACCAAGAUACAACUAGCGGCUACCGGUGUCGCUGGUCAUUAUGCAGAUAUUCUUCUCGGGCUCCUACUUCUACCUACUUCUCGAAACAGCUUGAUCGGUCGAGCAUUCUCUAUUCAUCAGAGCACCCUGCUCUUCGCACAUAAGAUAAUCGCCUAUCUCUUCAUUAUCGCAUCGGUUGCACACGGAGGAGUGUUCUUGACAUACGAAAGUAGCGAGCGGGACAAGAAGAAAGAAGAAGCAUUUGCUGAUGGCAACCCAUUCCUGACCCUGUCCGAGUCAGAAACUAGAGGCUCCUGGUUUACAAAGACAUUGUAUACGGGUGCUAUCACACUAGUGAUGUUGGUCGUUAUACUCUUGACCUCCAUUCCCUGGGUUCGCCGGAACCAUUACAACGUCUUUUACUACAACCAUGUCCUAUUCGGCAUCUUGACAAUGGCGGGCGCUUCGUUGCAUGCAAGUACGAACUUCUACCUCAUACUUCCGGGUCUCACACUCUAUGUUUUCGAUCGUAUCCACCGGCAAUGGCGCCAGAGGAUCUAUAAAAGCACGGUAGCUACGGUCGAAAAUGCUGGAAACGACUGGGUCCGCAUCUCUCUCUUGGGCAGUGACCGAGAUGACUUGCCACUCGUGGAGAAAUCCAUAAGUAGAAGCAACCCACUGGAUUACUACUACCUCAACUUUCCCGAUGUGAGCUUGUACCAAAACCAUCCUUUCACGGCUGUCGCACCGGCGACAUCGGAGAACAGAGCAAAGUUUCUUUUCCAACCUUCCAGUGGAAAGUCUCAGCAGAAGUCGAUGAAGGAGUGGACAUGGAAUCUCAGCGGCUAUGUGCCGCGUCACAGAAGCUCUGCUACGCUAGACGUACAGGUACAGGGUCCAUAUCGUGUCAAUGACGAUGGAUACAAAACUGCUUCUCAUAUCAUGUGUAUCGUUGGAGGAACAGGAAUUACUGGCGCUUGCAGCCUCGUUCAUUGGUGGCUGAGCAACGGCAUGCAAGAUACAUUCAUGACGGUCGUGUGGACAGUCCGGGAGCGAAGAACAGCAGAUGUGCAGGAAUGGCUCGACCUACAAUCUGCUAGCAGAUCCGAUCGAAAUCUCACGUUGAUACUGCAUGUCAGUUCGGAGACCGGUAGACUGGAGCCAGAGUCGGUCCUGCAGCGUCAUCUGAUGGUUGAAGAAACGCGAUCUACUGGACCUGAUUGCGCUUGGAUUUAUGCAUCUGGUCCGGAUGGUUUGCUCAGAGCAACUGAGGCGGCAUGCGUAAACGUCAAAAAGCACUCAGACAACGCCGAGAGAGCCAAUGUCUCCUGGUAUAUUGCUAGAUGGGAAGUUUAGAUAGUUUUCUCCUUUUUUCUUCGUUCACUAGAUCUCCGCUUAUCUCAUUACAGUAACUUCCCAAUUCUUAUGUACAGUUCUAUAUAUUAAAAAAUACAAAAAAUAAGCGCAAUUCACCUUCCGAAGUGGGACGUGAUUUGUGUGACAAAUCUAUUCGUAUCAUACAUUUCCACUUAGCCAGUAUCAUCAUACCUGGUUUUGCGUUUUCUAUAGACAAAUCGCAUAGAGCUUUCUCGACUAUGAUUGGGAUAGCAAUAUGGGGUUAUCAACCUUGC